GGACACGGCGCGAGACUCCCGUAACGUCCCUCGUAGCCGGCGUGCGCCCGAGAACAUCACAUGUUGAAUAGGGAAAAGGGGAAGCGGCGAGGGCGCCGGCGCGGAUAGGGAGAGAAGCCCCGACGAUGCAAAAAGACGCAAAGCGAUCAUCCGUGACGCGUGCAGAUUCUCCCUAGUGCGCAGGCGCAGUGCGCCGCCCCCUCACCCGCAGGGCCGCGGUGGCAGCACCGGCGGCGGGAUCGCGCUCCUUCCUCCUGGCAACCAUGGGGUAGUUGUUGCGCUCGCGACCCGUCGGCUGGCCGGGGGAAAAUGAAGAGCGAAAGUUGGUAGUCAGCGCGCGCGCUUGCCAACGAAGAAGAAAACGAAGCGACCGAUCGCGCUCUAGCUGGAUAAGGAACGAACAAGAUGCCACGUUCCUUUCUGGUCAAGAAAGUCAAGUACCCGGUGGCCAACCACCAUGCCAGCGGUCCCCGCUGGUACCGGCAACCGUCCAGUCCAACGGAGGCGGCGCCGGUGCCGAGCCCGCAGCCCAGCUCGCCCAGCCGCGGUGGCGCCGUCGCCCUGCCAGCCUACGACUACUCGAGCCCAUCAUACGAAAGCGGGAACACCGGCCUCGCACCCGUGACAGUGCUGCCUGGCGGCGCCCCGAGCCCAGCAGGCCCCGAGGUGAAGGAGUACCAUGAGUUGUCACCCCCGGCCUUUCACUUGUACGCCAACGAGGACGUGGCGAGUAAUGUGGACGUGGUGUCCGAGCCGAGCCCCCCGGAAAGUCAGAGCGAAAAGCCUCCCUUGGUCGAUGGUCGCAGCCGGCGCAAGGGCCGCGACAGCUCGCCCCGCGCCAAGCGCAGUCCAGAGCGGCCACGUUACACGUGCGGCGAGUGCGGCAAGCACUACGCGACCUCGUCGAACCUGUCGCGCCACAAGCAAACGCACCGCAGCCCGGACUCGCAGCUGGCCAAGAAGUGUCCGACGUGCGCCAAGGUGUACGUGUCCAUGCCGGCGCUGGCCAUGCACGUGCUGACGCACAAUCUGAGCCACAAGUGCCCCGUGUGCGGCAAGGCGUUCUCGCGGCCCUGGCUCCUGCAGGGCCACAUGCGCUCGCACACCGGCGAGAAGCCGUUCGGCUGCGCCCACUGCGGCAAGGCGUUCGCCGACCGCUCCAACCUGCGCGCACACAUGCAGACGCACUCGGGCCUCAAGCACUUCCGCUGCGCGCGCUGCCACAAGUCGUUCGCGCUUAAGUCCUACCUCAACAAGCACCUCGAGUCGGCCUGCUUCAAAGAGGACGGCUGCGUCUCCUGGUCCGUGGACGACUCGCUGGACGGCCUGCAGCCGCUGUAAGCUGCGGCCUUCCCACAGGCCGACACUCGGUCUCGCAGAGUGGACCCGUGAUGGGCAUCGCGAUUCGGUUGCGCCCGUUCUUGUGUACGCGUCGCAGGCUAAACAGGCCCCUCCAAAUCAACGAAUCUGCACGAUGGGGCAAAGCCCUCGUCACUGCUGUUAAAUCUUGUCUGAUACUCGGCAGCAGCUCGCGCAAAGCACGAAAACGCUUGGCACGUAAGUGUCAGGGUUUGUAGCAUGGAUUUCGACACAAUCCACUGUCUAGGGACGUGCCAUUGCCGCAAAAGCACUUGAACUGUGGUCUACAAAGGAUAGUCAUUACAGGACAUUGUACAAGGAAGUAAACAUUUCAUCAUUCAUGAGAAAACAUUUAAAAUUCAAAGUACCACUGUUGAGUUCUUCAUCCCGUUCCUCUCUGUCGUUGGGUAGCAGCCACGAAGUAAGAAAUGCUUGUCUUUGUAACAGUUUGAAAGGUCUCUUGUUUUCAUUUUACUUGUUGUUAGGGGUAUCGAGUAAGAGCGAUCUUCGAUUCAUAUUUCUCUCUCUGCACUAUAGCGUUCACGUAGCUAUCCGAGACCCUCGGGUCAAAACGCAAGUUCAAAGUGCCACGGCUGCUAGAAUUGCACGAGGCAAUGUGGGCGCGUAGUGGCUCCAUUACGGGACGGCACAACUUAUCACUGCGGCACAGUGGCGCAAACAAAAACCGGCAGUUUGCUUUGCAUCGAUCGCUACGCUGAAGCUGUUUGCUUUAGCGCACAUCCCAUCAACAAUGUGCCGCCGGGCACUUAUUUACGCAUUGCGCUGUCGUCGAUGCCCUCCGCAGUCACCGGCACCAGGCGACGCAUGUGCCGAAAAAGAACGAAGAAAGCAGCUAUAAUAAGUUGCACGACGCAGCCAAACGAAGCAAUAACCUCGACCACCGUACGCGUCUAUGCAAUGGUAAUUACCUCUUUCGUUUCUUUCGCCAGGAUAAUUGUAAUCCACGUGCUAGUAUUUGAAAGAGCGCUCAUUUUGAAACUCGCUCCAGCAAUAACCAUGGACGCCCGCACUUCCCGGCGCGCCCAGACCAAAAGCAAUACAAAUAAUCUCGGCGGACUACAGCGCUGAAUCUGAGGGCAAACGAAUUGCUGCGUCUAGUCAGAAUUCGCGAAGGAUCGCGAGCCGGGCAGGGGAACCUGUCGCAUCGAAGCAAGGAUGAAGGCUUGCGCGCGCUUGUACGAAAACGGCGAUAGUUGUAGAAGAAUGGUGCACAUAGAAGUGAUAUUUAUUGAGCUCAUUGUAUUUAUUUAGCCAAAUAGAUGUUUGUUUAUAUACACGCUUACUUAAUAUUGCACGUUUCACUGUAUAUACUCAUUUAUUUGCAACAAUGAUAUAGAUCUGUGCUAGUCAGAUUUAGCGCAAGUACGAAGACUACUCACUAGACACGUAGAGUAUAUUAUUGCAAGGUCUCAAAGUAUAUUUAGACCACGAACGCGUACGCAUGAGCAAAGGCUGGCGUCGUACGCGAAGGACGCGCUCCUGAAGACAAUGAUGGAAUGGCACGCUGCGCGUGACCGAAGCAUCUGGGCAUCGGACACACAGACCAGCGUUUGCGAGAACACACACACACAAACACAACACACGCGACUACAAGAAAGCUCCUGUCAGCUGCAAAUCUCAUGAGCAAGGAGAAAAGCUUCCACGGGCAUGUAUCACAAUUGCUACUUCCGCGGAUGCGUCCGUUUCACUUGCAGCUUAACAUUUCUUUCCCUCCUCCUAAAUCUAUGACCAUCGACUUAGCAGUUUUGUGAUAGUCCAUGUUGCUAGAUGCCUGUCAACUUUAAAGCGGCACUUUUUUUUCCUCAUCGUCGAUCGCGUAUACGUUUUCAAUGCGCGAGCGUCGUACAUUAAGCUUUCGGCUUCUUAGCACUUAAAAGUGCGCUACUGUUAUGACUACAAAGUGCGCAGUUCAGUAAAACGGCUUUGCACAAGGUUGACGAAGACGAAUUCCAUGUUCACGCGUCGAGUUGCAAGAGGGCGCCCUCGCAAUUGUGUUUGCAGAAAGCGUUAACCGUGGCCCAACUCUUUAGCUUAUUUGUCAAUAUGCAAAACACUAAUCUGGCCACUGUGCACCUACAGCUUAUGAAUAUUCAAACCGUACCACCACGUUCACAAAAUCUAAACGCUUAACGGCUUAAGCGGCUAACGGAACAGAUGACAUGGUGAAAGUUACCGAGCCGCAAUAUAUUCUUGUUGUAAGCGCUUCUUAAAACAAUAUCAUUGACGAAAGCGAAACAGUCGCGUCAGAAUACCAUGGAGCCGCACCAACGUGCGACCACUGAAGCCACAAGCGGCUCAGAAACAGUAAUUUCGCAGACGUGCUGGGGAGUAAAUGUACAGAUAAUCAUUUUUCUUUCUUUCUUUUUUUUGUGUGUUCUCUGCUCGGAACACACAGAUCGGCAAACUGCGUGUCCGCACCAGUAAAUGAGACUUCUUUUGAACAGGCAGUUAGUUGCUUCUGAAUGCAAGCGUGAACAAUCCACUGAUAAUUACACGGGACACCACGUUCGCGCCGAUCCUAUAAGCAAUAACUCCUUUCGUGUAUAGGAAAUGACAAUCUCCCCCUUUGUGGUGAUGCGUCAUGACGUGCGAUGAUACUUAAAGCAAUACUUACAGCAUAAAAGUAUAUUACUCUAUGGUGCUCUAUUCGCGUGGAUAAUACGAAGAAAGAGAUGGCUAGCUACAACUCAUUUGGCCAGUACAAUCAGGCUAAAAGCUUUUUUCGCCGUUGAAUUUGAGGCACCUUGUGCAUUAUUUAGCAAGGACAAAUCAGCUGGCAAAGCCAGCAUUAGUGACGGAAGAGCGCAUGGCACUACAUUUCCCGAAUGAAUUUUUCCCAACUUGUCCUGUUCAGUUUCCGUGCGGGUUUAAAGUGCCAAACGAAGACAGCGUGAGUAUGUUAAUCAUCGCAUCAGUUGAACAUUCUCCGAGGUCCCAGCUGGAUACUCUAUCGUUGAUGAUAGUUGUGUUCUCCUUAGAGACAACCUUUGACUUAUAGAUACGCCGAAUGAUGGAAAUGUCCUAAGAACCACGUUGAUAUGAAUGACUACAAAUGUGUCCCAUUCUUAUGCCUUGUGUUGAGAAACAAUGCCCCAUGGGUAAUAUGCCUCGUCUUCUGAACGCCAAUUAUCAAGGCGUCCCAUUGUUGCUGUCAUUCUACUGAUCAUAAGCGCCUUUGUCAUUUCGCAUGCAGUCGUGUUUUGUUUUUCUUAAUUCCCUAAAAAUGACGCUCAUUAACGAGAGCGAGGUCUUUCAAGAUAUUAUGCAUCUCUCGUGAUGGCCGUCUACUUGUUUCCUUGUCGCAGAUACUCAUCUAGUAAAUUUCGAUAUUGUUUCGGGUAUAUAGUAACUCAAGAUAGUACCAAGCAAAAAAAAAAAAAAAAAACAAGCGGUAAUGCCAACAGUGGUUCGUUUUCACAAUAAAUGACAACACAGUCUGCAUCCUUGGCACAGGCAUACCCGCGAAAAGGGGACACACCUAUUGAGAAGUAAAAUUGUUUAUAAAUGUUACCGAAGCCGUUGCUCAUCAUUGCUACUUCAUUAUUCAGUCAAUGAAAUCAGUCAGGUUAACAAACAGCUUGAGAACACAGCAAACUGUGCGUUGCAUAUUUAUUGUGCCAUCUAAAAGUUUCCUGCAUAUACUGAGCAUCUCUUCUUUAGGACCUUAUACAACUAAAGUCGAUUUGCUACGCAUUGUAACGAUAUUCAAACUAAUCCUUAAGCUCAUUCACAUAUGUCGACGAUUUCAUUGUAAUAUGUAAUGAAUGAUGACGGCAUCUGCAAAAGAGGAAGAAAAAACUUUGAGAUGUUCUACACUAAUUACAUUUACUUGACGCAGGCUAGGGUCUAGGACAAAAAGGCCGCAACAGAGACACAUCGUUAGCAAAAACUCACACAUAAUAAAAUAAACAUGAUUAUAUCGGAGACAGACCACCUACUGGCACACUUUUUCUGAUGCUAUCAUCGUAAAAUGAGUACAAAAAGAAAAUUCUUCCCGCAUUCUUAGUUGCGAUGUCUGAAAAUGCGAAAUGAAAAGGGCGUUAUCUUCAGUUUCAUUGUUGCGUGAAAUGGUUCUGCAGUGAAUAAUAAUCAUGUGUAUUGUGUAGACCUGACAACCCUUCAUGUGUCGAGCUCUAGAGAGCCGCGAAACUUGAAUAUAGUUAUGGCUACUACAGAAGAUCCUAACAUAUUCUUCAAUGCCAGCUCUCUAUCCAACGUACAGGUGCUCUACUGAUAUUGAAAAAAUGCGAAAAUAUUGGUGCUGCCGUGCAGGGGUGUAAGAUCCAAGGCCGCCCACAUUUUGUAGCUGUAGUCAAGGAAACAAAAGUAUUAUGCGGGUAGCGUUACUUUCGGCAAAACUGGAAUAGUUAUCUUCUGUUAUUCUACACGCAAUUGUGCUACUGUUGUGCUAUUUUACUGCGUGAAUCGGCUGGUACUAUAAAAAAAGAAAAAACGAGGGCACCGUCCAAAGCUGCGGAGGUGUCAUUCUGUUUCUAUUCAUGACCCAAUAUAUAAAUGUGCUUUGUAAUCUAGUCAAGACAUGACGCAGCUUCAGGUGCCAGCCAAAUAUGUCGCAUCCUGCCCCUUUCACAUUUGAAUGACUGCACCACACUCUUUUUUUGUGGGAAAAUUUACUGGAUUGUGAACAAAGUAUGCAGUGACUUUCAUGGUGACAUGUGGAGCUGCAAGGCCAGUCGCGACCUUUUAAAAAUCUGCGUUGAAACACGUUGCGAGCCGUGUCCUCAUUUGUCUCAUUUCCAUGACCCCUCUUUCAGUGUAAGCGUUCCUUCUGGUUGCCGUAAGCAGUCACGAAAAAUGCAUUGCAGCUUACUCGACGUCUCUCAUCUGAACACUGCCUGGUGCGCGACGUCACACGCGGCAUGUUUAAAGGAGUUUAAGCCUGUUUUACAGCAAUAAAUGUGUCUCAGUUUGAGUCGCACAAUGUGCUUUCUCCUUUAUGGUACGAGAUACGCUCCAAGUGUGUCAGUAUAUAACGCUUCUAAAACAACGCUGCUGCCCUUCAGAUGCAAUGUCUGUGUAUUUUAUCACAAUAUUUGUUUGAGAAUAGUUGAAUGCACACCACUUUAAGGGGUCCAGACAGAAGCCAAGUGUGUAACUCGUUGAACUUGCAACUUUCGUAAUGCGGUUGUUGGACGCUUUUGGAGUUGCAGCAGUGGCUUCCUUUGACGUGUAGGUCCUAGUGUGUCGGCGCGGCUCGAAAUAAACUGUUGUAAAGAAAUUAACAAGUUGAGCAAUAAUUUUUAACUGUCCGGUGAAUAUUUCACGCUUGAAUGGAAUUGCAGGUGGCAUCUGAGGUACCUUUCUUCCUAACUGUCGUUUGCAAUAGCUUAGACGCCACUGUUUCGGGCUUCUCAUGCUAAAUAUUUCUGUUUAAUAUUGCUCAAAACAUUGUGCCGCACAUAACUUUAAAAAUGGGCCUCUUCAAAGCACCUUUUUUAAAGUAUGAGAAAUUGUAUUGGCAGUACUGUUUUCAACAAAGAGGCGGGAAAGAAUGGAGGUGAUGUCUGCCUGUAUUGCAGAAGAGUUGUUGCAAAAUACAGCUCUACUUUAUCGCUUACAACUCACCACGAGUCGAUUGAGCAGCUUUCGAAUGCACUAAAUGCGAUUAAUGCGUUCCCUAAGUACCGUGCAGGGAACCUGCUUCACCUGUAAAAAUUUUUGAACAGUGACGUAACUCGAGUCAGUUACGUGUUCCUCUCUUUGUUCAUUUCCAUGGCGUCCGCAAAUGUCCCUGCUAUUUACAGAUGUAUAGUUGCUGACUUGUUUAGCUUUGUAGCGGACGCUGCCUGUACUGUCUAGGGAGCGGAAAGUUCUAUAGACUCAUCUGCAUGGAUUUUGCAACGACCAUGUCGGUUUCUUGGAUGCUCUGUGUACGGCAAUAUUUCGCGCUAAUACAAUAAAUAAAUAAAUAAAGAUUUGAACAAUGUUCUAAAUUAGGGGAAGUAAAAUAUGCUGUUCGACUUGAUCUUAUACAUAGCCACUGUCCCCUUUCUAUGCAUCUGUUUCGAAGUUUCUCCUGUGCUAGAGUUUGCAUCUUGAGCAAUAAAUGUCCCUAUUUUUUACGAACA
This is a messenger RNA of Rhipicephalus sanguineus (brown dog tick), 7469 nucleotides long. RefSeq names its product transcriptional repressor scratch 2. The coding region runs from base 406 to 1341 and encodes 311 amino acids. NCBI's taxonomy places the organism in Eukaryota, Metazoa, Arthropoda, Arachnida, Ixodida, Ixodidae. The transcript is spliced from 2 exons. Gene Ontology annotation, biological process: regulation of DNA-templated transcription. Gene Ontology annotation, molecular function: RNA polymerase II cis-regulatory region sequence-specific DNA binding; DNA-binding transcription factor activity, RNA polymerase II-specific. The record is from RefSeq and is a predicted model, not a curated record.